Messenger RNA from Sesamum indicum (sesame), 2391 nucleotides. RefSeq names its product FAD/NAD(P)-binding oxidoreductase family protein (gene PDE327). Gene Ontology annotation, molecular function: FAD binding. The record is from RefSeq and is a predicted model, not a curated record. Lineage: Eukaryota; Viridiplantae; Streptophyta; Magnoliopsida; Lamiales; Pedaliaceae.
AAAAACCCCAUCUUAAAACCCUCAUUCUUCUUGCACCUUAUCAGAAUUCCCCCCCAAGCAAAGAACUCAUCUUGCAAUCCUAACAAUGCCUGUUAUUAUCUCCCACGACCUCACUUUUUCAUCCAACAAGUUUCCCUUUUCAAGUUCUAACUGCAACUUCCAGUUUAUGUUUUUUAAACAAUCCCUCCAUUUUCCACCAUCUCUUCAUGUAAGAUGUGCGAAGAAAGCCAAACGGACCGGAAAACUGAGGUACCCAUCCGAGAGAAAGAAGUUGAGACUUCAACAACACACCCAAAUUGAUGCGACAAGAAAAUUAGAAGGUGUUUGGAGGCUUUCAAGGCUGGGAGUGUGCGUACACGAAGACCCUGGAAAAGACUUCUGGGGUGUUUCUGAGGCUCUGCUUAAAGAGAUUGCCAGAGUUCUUGAAUUCCCGGUCGCAUCAAUGUUGCCACCGGAGGCGUUCACUGUGGUCAGGAAAUCAUUUGAUGCAAGAAAGUUGCAGAAGGAGCCAAAGUUUGUAUAUACUGUGGAUAUGGAUGUUCGCAAACUCCUAAGCCUUGAGCCUCGUACCUGGGAGUUCAUUUCUGAGUUGGAUCAAAAAGCUGGGUUUAUAGAGUUUCUGCAUCACGACAGCAUUUCUGGUGAUCUGAUGAGUACAAUCCGUAAUCACCGGAAGAUAGAUGAUACUGCAUCUGUUAGAGAAGAAGUUCACAGCAAUCAUGUCAUCAGAGGUUACAAGUUCCCUGCAACCAGAAGACCCAAAGUAGUAGUUGUUGGUAGUGGCCCCUCAGGAUUGUUUGCUUCUCUUGUGCUUGCUGAAGUUGGUGCUGAAGUUACACUAAUAGAAAGAGGGCAAGCAGUUGAACAAAGAGGACGUGAUAUUGGUGCUUUGGUAGUCCGUCGGAUAUUACAAUUGGAAAGCAAUUUUUGCUUUGGGGAGGGUGGUGCAGGUACUUGGAGUGAUGGGAAGCUGGUAACAAGAAUUGGAAGAAAUAACAGUAGUGUUUUAACAGUUAUGAAGACAUUAGUUCAUUUUGGAGCUCCAUGUAGUAUAUUGGUUGAUGGAAAACCUCAUCUGGGAACUGACAGAUUGGUUCCACUACUCCGGAACUUUCGUGGAUACUUGCAAGAAUUGGGUGUGACUAUCAGAUUUGGGACAAGGGUAGAUGAUCUGUUGGUGAAGGGUGAGCAUAUUGUAGGUGUUAAAAUUUCUGAUUCAAGAGACUUGUCAGAUGCUUGUUGCCAGAAGUUGGGAUGUGAUGCUGUGGUUCUUGCAGUGGGGCACUCUGCACGGGACACUUAUCACAUGCUUCUUUCUCAUAAUGUGGACGUGGUUCGAAAAGAUUUUGCUGUUGGCCUGCGAAUAGAACAUCCCCAAGAAUUGAUAAACAAUAUACAGUAUUCUGGGUUAGCCAGCGAGGUUCAGAGUGGGCGUGGGAAAGUACCAGUAGCUGAUUACCAGGUCGCUGAGUACGUCAAUCUAAGAGAUGCGGAUACACUGUCAAAUUCAGAUUUGACAAGUCGUAGUUGUUACUCCUUUUGCAUGUGUCCGGGAGGCCAGGUGGUUCUCACCAGCACAGAUCCAUCAGAACUUUGUAUUAAUGGCAUGUCUUUUUCUCGGCGUUCAUCCAGGUGGGCUAAUGCAGCACUUGUAGUGACUGUGUCUUCAAAGGAUUUUGAUGCUCUAAAUCUCAGUGGGCCUCUAGCCGGGGUUGAAUUUCAGAGAACAUUUGAACGAAAAGCAGCUCUCAUGGGUGGUGGAAACUUUGUCGUUCCUGUACAAACAGCUACUGAUUUUCUUGAGAACAGAUUGUCUGUAACAUCUGUACCGCCCUCCAGCUACCGCUUAGGUGUAAAGGCCGCAAAUCUUCACAAACUAUUUCCUGUUCGUGUUACUGAAGCUUUGCAGCACGCAGUUUCAAUGUUCGACAAGGAGUUGCCGGGAUUUGUCUCCAACAAUGCCCUUCUUCACGGAGUCGAGACGAGGACUAGUUCUCCCGUCCACAUCACCCGGAGAAGCGAUACAUGGGAGAGCACCAACUUGAAAGGGCUCUAUCCCAUCGGGGAAGGAGCGGGCUAUGCCGGUGGAAUAGUGAGUGCUGCCGUGGAUGGAAUGCAUGCCGGCUUUGCCAUUGCUCGGAAUCUUGGUCUCUACGACGGCAGCAUUGAUUCAAUUCUGGGUAAGCCUCAGAAUGUUGGAGUUGUCAAAUAUUAAGGUUGUUCUUCACUUUGGUCCGAAGGUGAGUUACAUAUGAUGUGUAGGAAUUAAUCUUUUCAUCAAUUAUCAGGGAAUGUAAAUUGUAUGGUAUGUUUUUAUGUCUGGUAAGUUUUUUGUCAGAAAUUAUUGUAAUUGCUUUAUAUCUAUCUCUUAUGGAAUUGAAAUUGCCUUUA